AUGGCCUCGCGCACCUUUGCUUAUCCACUGUAUCCAAUCAUCUGUAUUUUCAGUGCUGCACUGGUUCUAUGCGUGCUCGCUAUGAACUUCGUCCGUCAAAGCUGGAACCUGGGCGUUCUAUUCCUAUGUUUCUGGUUAUUCUGGGGAAAUCUGGCUGCUGGAGUCAAUGGCAUCAUCUGGUCUGAUAACGCCGACGUAAAGGCUUUCAUUUACUGUGACAUAGUUUCCCGCCUGCAACUUGUUGUUUCAGUCAUCAAGCCCAUGGCAACUCUCAUCAUCGCUCGAAGACUACACAAGGUUGCCCAGCUUCAGUCCCUCGACUCGCGCAACGUACGACACUUCUAUAUUCCUCAUCUUGAUCUACUCAGUGAGAGUCUACAGAACAGUAUGGAUCGUGUUGUAGAAUGGACUCUUGGGCUGGCACUUCCAUUACUAAUUGCUGGUCCACUUUACUAUGUCAGCCAAGGAGCCCGUUUCCAGGUCAUAGGAGGUUUUGGCUCUCGUAUUCUCAUGGUCUUCUAUCGUCAUCAUACGGAGAUGAACCGCUUCUUGCAGAGUAACAGUUCAAUCUCUCGCAAUCGUUACUUCCGCAUCCUCGCGCUAGCAAGCAUCGACGCCCUCGUCACUCUCCCUCUAGGCGUUGUCGAUGUCGUACUCAAUAUUAUUUCGAUCACACGGGACCAAGGUGCGGCCGUCAGGGCAGCCGCUACGAUCUUCUAUCCCGGAUGGAACUUCGUGCACACGGAUCAUAAUUGGGAUCCAGUUGGUGUAGAGUACGAAAAGAUGAAGGAAAUGGGGGACCUCCGAGUAAUGUACUUCUCGUACCUAUCCGGACCGUUCCUCGGGUUUGUGGUGUUCGGCCUUUUCGGCCUGACGCGCGAGGCUCGUGCGGCGUACUGGCGCAUCGUCGAGAGAGUCAUGGGAUUCUUCGGCAUGACGCCAACAAAGUCCCCUCAGGCGCCCACUUCGAACAGCCCAGUGGUCUUUCGAGCGGCGCAAUCUGAAGUAUGCAAUACGGAGUUGCAUGAUGAUGAACUUGCCACACGUUCAGAUCGCCCUGAUGGUGGACGCGCGGAAGUUCGUGUGGACGUAUGA
Peniophora sp. CBMAI 1063 is the source of this 1095-nucleotide messenger RNA. The record is from the annotation of a GenBank genome assembly. NCBI's taxonomy places the organism in Eukaryota, Fungi, Basidiomycota, Agaricomycetes, Russulales, Peniophoraceae.